Lecanosticta acicola is the source of this 2916-nucleotide messenger RNA. The record is from the annotation of a GenBank genome assembly. Lineage: Eukaryota; Fungi; Ascomycota; Dothideomycetes; Mycosphaerellales; Mycosphaerellaceae.
AUGGAGAACGGGGAGAAGCGUGGAACGAAGCGGAAACAGCACUCCCUGUCCGAGAGCUCGGAGCCCAACCUGAGCCGAAGGAAGAAGAUCAAAGCCAGUCUGGACGUGCCUGGCGAGCCGCUCAAUGCAAAGAAGCAAGCUCCGAAGAAAUCAAAGAAUUCAAAGAAAGCGAAGAGGGCGAAGAUCACGAACCUCUCUGACAACAACGUUGAUCAGAAUGCCGCGACUCAACAUGAUGGUAGCGUGUCGAAGACUGAAAAGAAUCUACUCGCCGCUUCCCCAUCUGGAGAACCCGCAGUCGUGCCUGCCAAGCGCAAGAAGUCUGGACAGAAGAAAAAGAAGCAUACGGUAGAUGCUGGUGAGAAGAAGCUUAAAGAAGAAGCCGACCGACUGGGCAUCAUGAGGAGCGUUUCUCUUGCCGGCUCAGCGGCCAAUGACCCAGCAGUCCUGCAUGCGAAGCGCAAGGCUAAAAGAGACAAGAAACGGCAGAAGCAGCGAGAGAAGCAACGUUUGAACACCCUUGAGAAGCAGCUAGAAGGUGGAAAGUCCAAUGGCGAACCUAGCACUGCACCCAUCACGAACGACCAUCAAGUCACAGACAAAGGCAAUGCCACGGUCGUCGACAUCAACGCUGGUAAAGUGGAAAGGCAGGAAAGUUGCGAGAUUACACAGCAACCCGAAGAAUCAGUGGCGCUCGAUGAAAGGUCGGAGAAUGCAACCGCCCCAGGGGUGACUGACGAGGCCUACGAGAAAGCAAGGAAACCGGCUAAAAGGAAGAGACGUCGUGCUCAAAAAUCAGUAACUCCUAAAAUGGGUGAGAGUCCUCCGAUCGCGCUAGGUUCAAUGCGCUCUCAAGCUACUCCAAAGACUCUUUCAACUGCGCAAAGCCACCCACUCAAAAAGCUCAACAUCUCCAGGCCUGUCGGCUUCAUGCAACGUUUCGAGUGCCCGCCUGAUCACUUGAGAAGAAGCUCCUGCGAGGAGAUGGAAGCUUGGAAUAGGAGCAAUGAAGAUUCUGAAAGUGAGAGUGAUAGCGAUCUCGAGAGUUUACCUGAAGAGAGGCCAAAGUUUACGAGCGGAUCCUGGCACGAGAGUUGGGCCAACUUGAUCAAUGCCGACCUAGUCGAUGCAUCUGCCAAGCAAGUUGAAGCCGAUCCCAAUGACUCCGACGCUGUGUACGAAAUGAUUCACGAGCUUUCCGAGAGCGUCCUGGGAGAUCAUGGCGUGAGCGUAGAAGACUGUAAGCCCGAGCCUGAGCAAUCAGUUUCUGGCCCCCGGGAUGCUCUAACACACGACUUUAGUGCUGAAGAUGCCGAGAACGGGGUCAAUAAUGGCUUAAAUUCCAGUGUUGAGUUGGCACACGAGUACACAUUGAGCCGGUUGUCGACUCCGCCGCCAACGCACGAACUUGCGCAUGUAAAUGAGGAGCGCCCUUACUACUCUCCACGAGUCCUCAUCCCUCUGUACUCUCCGACUGCAGGAGAUGGAUCGACAGUUCGCAGAGAGACAGAAGAGCGAGCAGAAACGAAGGAUUCACAAGAGGCAGACGAAGCAACGCAAUCAACUUCAGCCCCAGCAGUAGUUCCUCCGCCGCGGGUCCUCAUUCCGCCACCCGAACCGGGUGACCUAGUACCAGGCCCCUCAACACCGAAGCUUGCGCAAUCCAAUUUGUCCAUUGCUACACCGAAAGGGGGCUCGUAUUCGAGGAGAACACCAAAAUCAAGAAGAUCACACACCGGUGCCAUCAGCAAAUUCUUCAUUGACAACCGAGUCGACGUCUUCAACACGACAAGCAGUAGUCGGAAGGUUCCUGCAGGUACGUCAACUGCACCGUCGCCUCCGAUAUUCGCAGCGACAUUUGGACUCAUCCAGGAAGAGACCUGGCGCGAACCUUUCUGGCUUCUUGUAGCCGUUACAUUGCUCAACAGGACAACCGGACGAGCUGCCGUUCCUGUAUACAAGCAGAUCAAAGCCCGCUUUCCGACGCCCGAAGAUCUUGCAAAGGCAGAAUACGACCAUUUGCUUGAGAUGGUUGGACAUCUUGGCUUGCAGAGAGGUCGCACGCGGAAUUUGAUCGAGCUUGCCAAAACCUGGGUAGACAACCCGCCCGUUGUUGGGAAGCUCUAUAGGAAGAGGGACUACCCUACAAAAGGCGAUGGCAUGGCUGCCGAUGUCGCAAACGUUGUUGAAGAAGACAUGCCACUCUGUCAGGGUGCAAUCGAAAUUGGACAUUUGCGUGGAUGCGGUGCUUACGCCUACGACAGCUGGAGAAUCUUUUGUCGCGACGCUUUGCGUGGCGUUGCAGAGGAUUACAACGGCAAGGGUGCAACUGAGGAAGGAUUUGUUCCUGAAUGGAAACGCGUCGUGCCCAAGGAUAAAGAGUUGAGGGCCUGCUUGAGGUGGAUGUGGUUGCGGGAAGGAUAUAUCUGGAAUCCGAUUACGGGCGAAAAGCGACCUGCCGGCGAAGAGGAAAUGAAGCGGGCGGAGCUGGGUACGAUGGAAUUUGACGACACGCAGGAAGCGAAGUUUUCCGCUCAAGCUGCCGGGGUAGGAAUCUCUCCUCAGAAGCAGCUUACCGCAGAUCCCUUGCCGCGCAGCCAAGAGGCGGGUGGCGGAGACAAGGAAGGAGCGGGCGACUUCACUGCUGACCACGUUGAACGUAAUGCUGGACGGGAGAACGUUGUCGGCGCGGAAGCGUCAGAUGAUGGCGAGAAGGAUGAGAAGGAGGGAAUCCCCAAGCGCGAGAGAAGAAUGAGCACGGUCUCGAAUACCAGCAGCAGGCGCAAGACCCCCGUACGCGAAGUGAAGGCCGUGCGAAGCAUCGAACCGCCGGACACUCCCCCAGCGACGAGAACCAGAUCAAAGGUUGCUGCCAAGCAAGAAGAAUCGUCGAGGCGUGGCUGCGCUGUGGCAUAG